AUGACUGAGGAUGCAUUCGACUGUACGCUCGAGGCUCGCAGUCUACUGAGAAACGCUGUUGAUUUGCCGCGGAAUUGCAAUGGAAGCACGGUCUUGUACGCCACCGGGAUACCGUGGCAACCUGCUGUGAAGGCUAAUCGGAACGGUGCAGAGCAUGUACGACACCGAUUGUUUCAUGAGAAUGCAAUGGGCAGCAUCCUCGGGGCUCUGCUUCUUGGUAGCAACAUCGUCAAUGCCGUACCUUUCUUCGUGUCGCGCGACGCUCCAUCCAACGACACCGCGGUGGUCAAGCAGUCCGAUCUAGGUCCAAUCCAUAUCCUCUACCAAAACGAUCUCUCCACCAACGCUUCCACCGGUGCUCUGCUCCUCCCGAACUCCGUCACCUCCUCGAAUGCAGCCCAAACCUGCGAGAAGAUCGGCGAGAAGCUGUUCCCCUUCGACCAGACCCUCCAAGGUGGAAUUGGAUCCGAUCUCGUUGACCAAUUCAACUACCUCCGCUACGCCGGAACUAUCGGUUGGUUCGACACGUUCUGGCUCGACAAUGCAGACGGUGUUGUUGCGUACAAGCCCAGUCGAGCUUCCAUCCGAGCACACGGUGAGGGAGAGAAGCUGGGUGUGCUGUGCACGCACACGGCCGAUCCGACCAUCGCACCGCGAGCCAACCCGUACGCCAACCCAGAGACGCCGGACGAUGCGAAACGAAUCUCUGUCCAAGCUGAGGAUUACACGCUGACGGGAUUUCGCGAUCGUCGAUCGUUCCGCUUCCUAGGUGUUCCUUACGGAGACGCCCCCGUGGGCAACAAACGCUUCAUGCACGCGACCCCGUACACCGGUGACAAGGUGUUGGAUGCUACCACCUACAGGAACGCUUGCGUCCAGACCACCGUUCCCAUCGGACCCAUGCCCGUGGGCGAAGACUGUUUGAACCUGAACAUCUACACUCCCACUCUCGGAUCCUACAACAAGGACCAGUUGAAACCCGUCCUAGUCGCGAUCUACGGGGGAUCCUUCACCACCGGUCGCAAUUCACUCCACUCGUACGACGGUGGUAACAUGGCUUCCCGAUCCGACGUUGUUGUCGUCACGAUUAACUACCGUCUUGGUGCACUUGGCUGGUUGGCUUCCGAGCAGGAUCUGCCUGGCAAUGCGGGGUUGAGCGAUCAGAUUCUGGCUCUGAAAUGGGUCAAGAAGCACAUCGCAGCGUUCGGAGGAGAUCCAGAGAGGAUCACGAUCGGAGGACAGUCUGCUGGUGCGCAGAGCGUUUCCGCGCUGGUGGCGAGCUCCGCGGCGAAGGGGUUGUUCAGGGCUGCGUUUAUGCUGUCGAAUCCGUGGGUGCCGUGGGUGAACCGUUCGGUGCAGAGCAAGUAUGUUGCGCCGGCAGUGGCGGCUAGCUUGAACUGCUCUACAAGUGAUGGGAGCAUGGUGGAGUGUUUGCAGGCGGUGAAGGAUCCAUUGCUUUUCGUUCAGGGUGAGGCGUUUACGAAUGCGACCAAUGCGAUCACGGUGGCGUUGACAAAGGUGGCUGGUUCGAGUCUGUUCUCGGCUUCGCUGGAACCGUUUUUGCCGACACCAGAUGGGCUGCUUGACGACCAGUUUUUCUACCUCGCGUCGAACGGGACUAUUCCGAACAACGUACCCCUGCUUCUGGGAACAACCUCGGGUGAAGGAACUCUUUUCAUCUAUUCGCUGUUCAACCAGUCCUUCCCUAACACUCAACCCGCUCUUGAUAAAGCCUUCACCUCUCUUUACCCCACCGACUUCAUCUCCACCCUCGAUAGAUCCGGAUACUUUGACCUCGACCCGUCGAGGAACGACAGCGUUCGGGAGACCGUCAGCAACGCCUUCACGUACAACUUCUUCACCUGCCCUACGCAGCGGAUCGUCAACAAGGCGAUGAAGACGAACCAGUUCCCCAAGGUGUACCUGUACGAAGCUGAUUCCGGUUACACGGAUAGCGCGGGUAUGCCUGCCAAGUGUACGCCGGAAGGAACGGGUGUCGAGGUAUGCCAUGGUGACGACAUCAAGUCGGUUUUCGGAAGCUUGAAUUACGAAGGCGUGGAGGUGUCGCAGGAGUAUCUGGACUUUGUGGCGUAUACGAGCGAUGCGUUCGGUGCGUUUGUCAGGGACGGGGAUGCGAACCCGAAAGAUGGGUAUUUGAGAGCGAGGGGUAGGGGAUAUACGUAUACUAGCAAGGUGCAGAAGUUCAACAGGUGGGAAGAGUAUCAGCAGCCGUUGCUGGAGGCGAGGGAGGAGAAGACGCAGUAUCUGUCAGCGCCGAACGGGAUCACGAGGGGUGGGGUGCCGAAGAAGGAUGUUUGUGAUUUGUUCGUCAGGGAGGGUAGGCUGACGUAUCAGCUGUUGGACAAUGCGAUCUAA
Messenger RNA from Pseudozyma hubeiensis SY62, 2376 nucleotides. RefSeq names its product cholinesterase. Gene Ontology annotation, molecular function: cholinesterase activity. Lineage: Eukaryota; Fungi; Basidiomycota; Ustilaginomycetes; Ustilaginales; Ustilaginaceae. The record is from RefSeq and is a predicted model, not a curated record. The coding region runs from base 1 to 2376 and encodes 791 amino acids. The transcript has 3 exons.